AUGGAGAAAACCUCCAAAGUGUCACGUGAAGCAUCGGAUUGCAAGUCACCAUCUUGGCCAAGAAUGGCUUUGCCUACCCUCCAUAGUAGCCAUCCACGACCCAAAGGAAAAAGGGCAAGUCACUUGCCACGGAUUUGUCAAGCUAAUGGAGAUCUAGAGGAUGAUGAUGAUAAAAGAAGCCCUACCUCAUCUGUAGUAAAUGUGAUACAGAUUGUUGGGGGAGGUGGGGUUGGGAGGGAGGUCUUGAUGAUGAUAGCUUCUUUAGCCAACAGGGAACUGAAAAGGACUCACAAUGAUAGAGAGAUGGAAUAG
This is a messenger RNA of Sphenostylis stenocarpa, 312 nucleotides long. NCBI's taxonomy places the organism in Eukaryota, Viridiplantae, Streptophyta, Magnoliopsida, Fabales, Fabaceae. The record is from the annotation of a GenBank genome assembly.